Messenger RNA from Mycena citricolor, 1531 nucleotides. Lineage: Eukaryota; Fungi; Basidiomycota; Agaricomycetes; Agaricales; Mycenaceae. The record is from the annotation of a GenBank genome assembly.
GUCUAGUCUCGGUUUAGCCAUGGUCUUGUCCAACCCUCAUGGACUGAAAGCCGACAACGACGGUUCUCCGUCUCCGUUGCGGAGUCACACAAUCUGGGGACGCAUGUGCGUUAGCACCCAGGACUCCCGGUUCACAUGCGCGUGGGAGCUCAAUGGGAGACCACACAUGGAGGUCGACCCGUCGUCUUGUUCCCGACUCGCCUCACCUCAAUUGGGGGCUGUGUGACGCUGGUGGUGAAUCGUUGGUCUGACCUGAGGAAUCCUUUCGCGCCCUGACCUCUAGUAUGGUGCUGUCCCUUACAGUUCACUCGCCCAUCGUACGUCAUACCCUGGGCAAGGAAGAAAGGGCGCUGAUGACAAGAAUAGGGAGCGCUAAGUUGACAUUGUUUGGUGAGCGUUCCGUCCGUUAAACGCUUAGUUGACCGGCCUGUCAAUAUCACACAGAUUUCUUUCCACCCAUCGCUGCGGAGGAUGGUCAUACAUCAUAACUCGAUCCCAUCCAUCCAAAUCCCUCGGCGACAUCAUUCAUUUUCAUCUUGCCCUUGAGCAGCCCUGAUUAUCAUGCCGUGCGCGAGGAGAUGAACUGAUACGAUUUCUAGUUAAAUGCAAGUGGCGAGCGCAGUCGCAUCUGUGUCCCCAGCUCUGGAGAAAAAAUGAACACACCGCCAGGCAAGCCAAGCGCGCAGAGUCCCCACUUUUACUUCCGGGAUCGCGGGAUGCUCAUUCUCGAGGCAGAAAACGUAUUAUUCAGAGUGCACGAACACUUCCUACACCGCGACUCGCCUGUCCUACGUGACCUCGUCCCAACGGAGAUCUCGAACACCGGCCCGGAGGCGAUAUUCCACCUGGACGGUGUGAAAAGCAAGGAUCUGGAACAUCUUCUCUGGCUCUACUACAACCCCCUCAUAACAGACUACACCGCACCAAGAUCAACCUGGCUCGCGAUCCUCCGCCUCGCCGACAGAUUCUCGAUGACACGCCCCGCGCAGAUCGCCCUCGAGCACCUCAUGGCGCCGACAGCGACAGCGAGCACAGACCCGCUCGAGCGCAUCAUGCUGUGCGAGCGCCCGGACAUGAGCCGCUCUGACGCGCGGGAUGCGUAUGUCCGGGUGUGCACGCGCGAGGCCGCGCUGACGGCGGAGGAGAUCGCGCGGCUCAGUCCGGCGGUGGUCGGCAUAAUCGGGGCCGCCAGGGAGCGCAUUUUGCGCAUGCGGAGCGGCUUGGAAGACGAGGCAGUCGAAGUCGUGCACUGGGCGUUGGAGCAGGCGGAAGGCGAGAGUGAUUAAAUACAUGUAGGAGCUGGCUAGGGUGCGCUUCAGCUAGCGAUCCAUACUUUGAGAACUACUCUAUUCUAUUGCACCCGGCUAUUGGACUAUUUCUUGUUUUACCAAUCGUCUUCUAUUCAUAGCAAAAUUUAUGACAGAAGGGAAUGGUCGUCCUUGGAUCACUGACAGGACGAUCAAUUCUGGUCGGAUUCAAUAGCACGGUGCACUGUAGAACACCGUAUUCACCGAUAAAAUGAACGGCCAUU